Molecule: messenger RNA, 3192 nt
Organism: Culicoides brevitarsis
Lineage: Eukaryota; Metazoa; Arthropoda; Insecta; Diptera; Ceratopogonidae
Gene: Rnb
Exons: 5
Coding region: 72-3146 (1024 amino acids)
Biological process (GO): anatomical structure morphogenesis
Cellular component (GO): cytosol
Molecular function (GO): protein binding
Source: RefSeq, a predicted model, not a curated record
AGUUUUGUAAGUUCCAAUUUAGAAUUUUCUUAAUUUUAAGGCUCUUACAUCACCGUAACCACACAAAAAGUAUGGAAACGAAGCAGCCCUAUGAUCUGAGGAAAAUUCUAAAUGAGCUAAAAGUUUGUACAGACAAAAGAAUCGCCUAUAAAUUGCUGCUAAAAGUUCGACUGGACUUCAUUGGCAAAUCUGAAGACAUCCAAAAGUUCAUCGAGCUCGGCGGAGUCCCGAUUCUCAUUCAUCACUUGAAAAAACCGAUAGAAUCAAUCUUGGAUAUUGCCCUAAGUGCCCUCGGGAACGUUUGUAUGUACCGAGAAGGAGGAAUAAGUGCUCUAGAAAACAAUGUUCUAUCGUCUUUGAACUCGAUUUUGUCCUCGGUGACGAGUAAAAGUAUUAAAUUACGAUGCGUUCGACUGCUGGGGAAUCUGGCGACGCACAUGUCAAAGACAACAGCUCAUUCCGAGACUUCGUUCAAGAUAAUGUUGAAUAAUUUGUGCAACGAAUUCGAGGAAAUUCUCGGUUCCGAGUCCAUUGACGAAAAUAUGACUUACAUUGCGAUGCUAAUUCGUGCCGUGAGGAAUUUAUGGAAGAAUCGACAAGCCUCGAACACGUUUAUCAUGCGUGGCGUCAUCAAAAAAGUCAUGAUAAUUCUCUGGUGUUGCUUUGAACAUCCAAGCACUUGUGCCAAUGAAGAAACCUCAUCUGCGGCACCACUAGGAGAAACGGUAAUUCUCAAACGUGGCACGUCUCCCGAUCGAAUUGUGACACGCGAGAAAUUCCUCACGCUAAUUAACGAUAUUGACAAUCACAAAAACAGCGAUAUCAUCGGGUAUGAGCCUGUCCGGGCAGCAACAAGUGUUAAUUUGCACGAAUGUCAGCUGAAAGACAAAAAAGACGCAAAAACUUUACUUUCGGGAAUCUUGAAGAUUUUGGAGGUCGCGACAAGUCACACAAAUAUCUCAAUUGUGACACAAAUUUUGUCGUGCCCGUCUUCGAACCAGUGUUUUGUUUCGUUAAUCAAUUCCGAUGACAUCUCAGUGGUGCUGAAGAUAAUCGCGUCUCUCGUAACGUUUCAAAUUGCCAAACAAAUUUUGACGACAUUGGAUGUCGUGACACACGUUUCGAGUUAUGCGAUGAGUGAGCGAUGCACACAAAAAGAUCUCUUUAAUUCCAUCAAAAUUUUGUGUAAUUUGACGGUGGAUGCCUGCAAUCGUGGCAAAUUACGGAGAUCAGGCGUUUUUUCAAAACUUGUUAAAAUUUGCAAUGAAUCAACGAAUGAAGAGGAGAAAGAAAUGAUAUUAGUUGCUUUCUACCAGUUUAGGUUUGAUCACCUAAGUUUAGAUAAUUUGUUGAAAGAAGGAAUUAUUUUAAUGUUAAUUAGAUUGUUACAAAGAAAUUUGCAAGAAAAAAAGUACGAGCUUCAACAUAAGCCAGACGACACUGCCGAAAAAGAUCAAAUUAAAAAUAAGCGAAAGCAAGAUGUUGAAGAAACAAGUCUUCCAAAGCCAAAAAGUAUUCGUGAAUCAUCUCCGGAUAUAAUUUUAAAUUUCAAUCAUAAAUAUCUCACUGCCCAAAAUGUUUAUGCAUCUCCUUUCAUGCGAUCUCCGUCCCCAUUCAGAGAUCCCGGAUCUCCUGCCAGUUCAAGCGGUUACAGCAGUGCAAACAUCCAAGACAGUCCAAAUUACACCUACUCUCCGGUCUGCAGUGACAGCGAAGACGAAGAUCAAAAGAAGGAAACUGAACCCACUAAACCAGACACGCAAGAAACGGAGGAACCCGAAUCCAAAGAAAUUUUCGACAUAUCAACGUUAAUGCACGACGACAAUUCUGUGGCAUCUGUAACAUCCGAGCCAGAAACCGUCGACCGAAAAUCUCCCGAAAAAUCUCUUCCUGAACCAAAAGACAACAAAUUCGAUUUAAUUGAAUGCGUCUUAAAAUUAUUACUGGAGCUCUCUAAACGAAAUGCCACCCAUCCGGAUUUUGUGCGUGUCAGUACUCUAGACACCCUUUUGGAUGUUUAUUCUAAAGUGGAGACAGCGCAAAAAGACGUCGUGCCCGUUUUGAACAAAGUUCUUCGUCAAAUUCACAAUUUCAUCCCAAUUCUAAAGCAAAAUUUCAUUUUUAAGUUGUACGAAAGCCGUCGCUUGCCAAAUUGUCGCGACAAAUGUUCCUCAUGCACUGCCAUGGAGUGCCAAGUAAACGACUUGCUACAUGCGAUGGGAGAAAAUGCAGAAUCGGGAUAUGGCGUUGGGGAAUUGGCACAUUUUUUGUUACGUGGCGAGUCAGAUUUGAAACUGCAAGCUGCCAUUAUUACCAUGUACUUGAUUAAAUGUAGCAAGUCACUGUAUAAACUCUUGUUUGUACACAAUGCCUUAGAUAUCGUGCUUAAUUUAAUCUUCAACGAUGCAGCAAACAAAAUAAUGGCAAAUUAUGCAUGUACCGGCUUCACAGUAAUGGCACAUAAUUUGAAUAUUACUGUAGUUUGUGCAAGUGAUGAAUUAGUGGCCGGUGAUGCGACUACGACGACGACAACCGCCGUGGACUAUGAUGAAACAAAAGACUACAAAGUCGGAAACUGCGAUUUGGGGCAGCAAAAGCAAGACGGUGAUAAUUGUGUGACGUUUAUCGUUGAAAAUGACGAAAAAAUUGCGUUUAAUAGGGCACUCUUGAUGCAAACCAGCGACUUUUUCGAUACAAUGUUCAAGAGUGACUUCAAAGAAGCGCAAGAAAAUACCGUCAAACUCACGAAUAUCAGUGCGUUCGGUCUCAAAUAUUUCCUCGCACUCAUCAGCGAGACCGUAAUUGACAAAAGUUCCAACGUUUUUGUCAACCGGAACAUGAAAAGUUGCUUGGAGGCAUAUGGACUUGCUAAACUGUAUCUGCUUGCGGACCUGGAAACGCUUCUACUUGGUAUCGUGAAAAAAGUGAUUAAUCACACAAAUAUUAUUACCGUACUGGAAUACUCUUUCAAGAAUUACAACUCAGAUUUGCUGUCCAUCUCGAUUAAUUACUACUUGAAUAGCGGCUACAUUACCGGCGAGCAGAAGAGAAAAAUGUUCAAUGAAGCGAACUCGUCCACGUAUCAAAAGCAGUGGUUAGAACGACUAAAGGACACGAUACUGUUACAAGUUAAUUACGGAGAAUAAGCGAACGCGCAAUAAAUACUACGAUAAGUUAUAAAAGAAAAUGAAA